CUGUUUUUCAUCGCCGGUUACGACACGACGGCAUCGCUUCUCUCAUAUCUCUUGUAUUCGUUGGCUUUGAAUGAAAAAUGUCAGCAAAAACUAUACGAAGAGGUAAAGGGUUUUCACGGAGACUAUGAUUACGAGAGUAUAUCUAAAAUGCCGUAUUUGGAGGCCUGUGUCGCCGAAACACUCCGACUUUAUAAUCCUGUGCCACAAAUCGGACGAAUGGCUUCACAGGAAUAUACUAUUGGCGACACUGGAUUAAAGAUACCCAAAGGCAUGAUUGUUAACCUAGACGUCCAGACCCUACACCACAGCCCCGAUUACUACCCCGAUCCGGAUCGUUGGGACCCUGAGCGUUUUAUGCCCGAAAAUCGUGACCAAUUAGUGCCGUAUACUUAUAUGCCGUUCGGAAUGGGACCCCGAAAUUGUGUGGGAAUGAGGUUUGCCUUAAUGGAGGCCAAGACAGCGGCCGCUCAUUUGGUCAACAAAUUUAUAUUCAUCAAAACGGCCGAAACUAAAGCACUCACUAAUGAUAUGAUCAAAAACACAUUUGUGGGAUCACAACCACAACUAACAGUAGCCGAUCCAGAAUUAGUGAAGAAUAUUAUGAUCAAAGACUUUCACCUAUUUGUGAAUCGUAACGAUUUGGCGGCUAUUGAUGAAGUAUUGGAUCAAAUGUUGACUGCGGUUAAAGAUGAUGAAUGGAAACGAUUGCGAUCUAUUAUCCGUAAAAUGUAUGCAAUGGUUGAGCACUGCGUUAAAGGUGUGGACAAAAUGUUGGAAAAGGCGGCGAACGGCGAUCAAGAGAUUGACGUUCGGUCACUAAUGGGUAACUACACUAUGGAUGUGAUCGCCAGCUGUGCCUUCGCUACGAAGACAGACACACAUAACGAUCCGAACAAUCCAUUUGUAGUCAACGCUAAGAAGCUGUUUAGUCAAAGCAUUUGGAGGUCAUUCAUGCUUAUAACUAUGAAACCAGUGAUGAAAUUCUUUAAGAUAUCUAUAUUAGAGCCGACGACCACUGAAUUUUUAAUGAAAGCUAUCACAGAAAUCCUAAAUCAAAGAAAGAAAGACAAGAGUGGACGCCAUCACGACUUUCUGCAACUUGUGAUUAACGCACAGAAAAAUGUGAACGACUUGGAGGACACAGACGACCAAUUGAUGGACGCGGAGGCGCACCACGGGAUGGAUGACAACAGCAAACUAUUAACUAACAAAUCCAAACUGGAAGUAACAGAUUUUGAUAUAUUGGCCAAUAGUUUUCUCUUCUUUUUGGCCGGUUUUGAGACAACUGGUCAUUUGUUGUCACACAUGAGCUAUUUGUUGGCCAUUAAUCCCGAGUGUCAGAAGAAACUGAUGGAAGAGGUGGUGGCAAACACUGACGCCAACGGAAACCUGGAUUACGAGACAAUUAUCCGAUUGCCGUAUUUGGACGCAUGUAUUAGUGAGACCUUAAGAUUCUAUAGUCCGGCGCCGCAAACUAGCCGUGUUGGCAGUGAAGACUACAAAUUAGGCAAUACCGGAAUAACUGUUAAAAAAGGUAUUCAAAUACAGAUUCCUAUUCACGCCAUUCAUCACAACCCGGAAUACUAUCCCAAACCCCAUGACUUCAUUCCCGAUCGGUUUUUACCCGAAAAUCGUGAUAAACUCACGCCCUAUACAUACCUGCCGUUCGGCGCCGGACCGAGAAANUUACCCGAAAAUCGUGAUAAACUCACGCCCUAUACAUACCUGCCGUUCGGCGCCGGACCGAGAAAUUGUGUGGGAAUGAGGUUUGCGUUAAUGGAGGCCAAGUCAGUGAUGGCACACAUUAUCACUAAAUACGAGUUCUUCCGCUCAAAGAGUACUGAAGUACCGCUUAAGAUACCUAAAGGAAAGUUCUCAGCACGUGUUAUCACUGUAGGGAUCAAACAAAGACAAUAA
Medioppia subpectinata is the source of this 1917-nucleotide messenger RNA. Lineage: Eukaryota; Metazoa; Arthropoda; Arachnida; Sarcoptiformes; Oppiidae. The record is from the annotation of a GenBank genome assembly.